Eupeodes corollae is the source of this 388-nucleotide messenger RNA. RefSeq names its product trigger factor. Lineage: Eukaryota; Metazoa; Arthropoda; Insecta; Diptera; Syrphidae. The record is from RefSeq and is a predicted model, not a curated record. The transcript is spliced from 2 exons. Bases 1 to 297 code for a protein of 98 amino acids.
AUGAAUUCGCCGUUUGGAGAGGUUUUCCUGUUUCUAACAGACUUAGCUUGGAAGAGUCGCGUGACUAUUCCAGUACUUGUCACAACAGUCUUCCUCAUCAUGGACAUUCGUUUACAAAUCGAAAUCAAUAUUCAAUCGGGGCAGCCGGCAGUUGAAUUCCCCGACUUGGAUGAUGAUUCCCUAGAAGAAUAUCCAACCGAGAGCGAUGAUGACAUCGACGAUGACGAGGAUGAAGAUGAUGAUGAUGAUAUUGAAGAAAGCGAUGUUCUAGAAGAUUUAGGAAGAUUAACACAUUGACACAAAAUCAUAAAAUAAUAAUCUCACUCAAUUAUUUGUUGUUCUUUUCUCCUUUUUUUUAAGUAUAGGCAAAUUAAAUAAUAUUAAUCAA